Trypanosoma grayi is the source of this 1053-nucleotide messenger RNA. RefSeq lists its product as hypothetical. The record is from RefSeq and is a predicted model, not a curated record. The coding region runs from base 1 to 1053 and encodes 350 amino acids. Lineage: Eukaryota; Euglenozoa; Kinetoplastea; Trypanosomatida; Trypanosomatidae. The transcript has a single exon. Gene Ontology annotation, molecular function: nucleic acid binding.
AUGACCACUAGAGAUGAGGCGAGAGUCGUCCAUGUGUUUGUGGAGGACCAAUCGGUGGUGCUUGCCGAUGACGUGCACGAUUGGCUGAAAAUCAUCGAUGACAUUGAAGAAAUGAAGAUGCAGUACGAUACGGCGCAGCAACGGUCGUUCUACUGGGUUCGUUUCAAGCACGCCCCAGCCGCGCAGCAAGCGGUGAACUACCUUGAUGGUGAACGGCUGAAAAAUCAAGUGAUUCACAUCCGCUCGACCGUAUACACCAAAAGAACAGCAAGCGAUGCAGACGCCGAGGAGAACUCCGCGCCAGAUGCCCCUGAGAAGGGAGAAACGCUCGUGGCGAAUCCUCUCCUUCCACUGAAUCACCAAAUGCCAUCUGACCUACAGGUUGAUGUGGCACUGGUGGACUGCAUACCUGAGCUGGUGUCUGCGGAUGGUGAUGGCAGUGAGGCUGCUGAACUCGCCCAGAGGUUACGAGAGUUUCAAGAAACCUAUUGUCGUGUGCAGGAGGCGCUCCUGGCAACAGAGGAAAAGCUUCAUAAAGCUGACGAAGAGGUGGUGGUGUUGCUUCGAGGAAAUGGAAAUGUGUCCAACGACACAGAAGAGAGCAGCUGCCGUGGUGGUGAUAGUGGCGAAACGAAGCGCGAGGUCACUAAGCGAGGCAAGCGAAUCCGCAACGCUGCACGAAUACCCUUGGAUUUUUUCGACCCGGCGGGCUUGGUGUCGAAACUCACGAGGUAUGUGGGGCCAGUCACGGAUUACUGCUUCAAUGUGUCCGCCGACGGAAAUUCCUUCCAUGCCAUUGUGGAGUUUUACCACGAAAACGACGCUGCUCUUGCUUUGAGCCUCCUGACGGGGCAUACUGAGCAGACGAGUAACAGAAUGAAGCGCACUCGAGGGCAGACGAAUGCCGAAGAAGCAUUGUCACCUUUGGCCGCGUUUGGUUGGGGCGAAGACGCAUCGAUUGACCAAUUGCGCCCAUACGACCCCUCUGUGAUUCUGCACGCGGCGCACCACAAGGCCAUGGAUAUGCUUCUGUCAUGCAUGGGGAUGAAAUGA